AUGGACUGUGAGAAUGACACGGAUGUUGUAGAGUUUGUCCUUCUGGGUUUCUCCUCACGACCUGAACAACAGCCUCUUUUCUUCUUCAUCUUCCUGCUGAUGUACGGAGCAGGCCUUCUGGGCAACAUCAUGAUGCUCGUUCUGAUCACCGUGGAUGCCAGACUUCAGACCCCCAUGUACUUCCUGCUGCGUAGCCUUUCUGUGGUGGACGUGGGGUUCAUCACCGUCACAGUGCCCCAGAUGCUGGCUCACAUGGUGUCCUCUUCCAAGACCAUCCCUUUCUACUCCUGUAUGGCCCAGUUCUUCUUCUUCUACGUGUUUGGUGUCACAGAUCUGCUCAUGGUGAGCGUUAUGGCUCUGGACCGCUACGUUGCCAUUUGCAACCCUCUCCACUAUGCUGCAGUGAUGAACCAGAAGGUCUGUGGAUAUUUGGUGGCUGGGUGCUGGAUCGUUUCCACCCUCCACUCCAUGCUGCAUGCUGGCCUCCUCCUGCGACUCAGUUACCGUGGAGACAACCACCUGUCCCACUUCUUCUGUGACCAUCAGCCCUUGCUGCAGCUCUCCUGCUCAGACACCAGCAUCAAUGAAGCCGCCAUCUUCUUUGAGGGUGGCCUCAUUAUCCUUGGUCCAUUUUUCUUCAUUAUUCUUACCUAUGUCCGCAUUGUGGUGACUGUCAUGAAGUUCUCUUCCUCGGGGAAGCGCAAAGCUUUCUCCACCUGUGGCUCCCAUCUCACCAUGGUGGUUCUCCUCUAUGGGGCCAUCAUUGGGGUCUACUUCCAACCCGCAUCCAGCUACUCUGCCCAACGUGGGGCCAUAUUUGCUGUCAUGUACACUGUCAUCACACCAAUGUCCAAUCCCUACAUCUACAGUCUCCGGAACAAAGAUGUGAAAGGAGCUCUGUGGCGUCUCCUGGGGAAGAGGGUCUUUUCUCAAUAG
Molecule: messenger RNA, 936 nt
Organism: Eublepharis macularius
Lineage: Eukaryota; Metazoa; Chordata; Lepidosauria; Squamata; Eublepharidae
Product: olfactory receptor 1B1
Exons: 1
Coding region: 1-936 (311 amino acids)
Biological process (GO): G protein-coupled receptor signaling pathway
Cellular component (GO): membrane
Molecular function (GO): olfactory receptor activity; G protein-coupled receptor activity
Source: RefSeq, a predicted model, not a curated record